AUGCCUGGCACACAGGUGUUCACUGCUUCUAUGUUUGAAUUUGUACCUGGGGGGUUGGAAGGGGUUCCUGCGGUUGGAAGAGAAACAAUGCCUGUUACUCAUCCUGUAGCACAUUUUGCAGGGCAGACCCCAAGAGAAUAUACGCAUAUGUUACCAUCCCAAAUGAAGAUAUCUGCAUCACAGGCAACCAAAAUAGAUUUAGCUGAAAAAUCUGGAAUCCGGCUUAAUGCUACAUUUGAGCUCAUGGGUAAUGAAGCUGGUGGAAGAAGAUUUUUGCAGACAAUGUCAAGUAAAGCUCCAAAAACAAUUUUUACGGAUCAGGAUGUUGCAAUGGCUAACACCAUACCUAUUGUCAUGCCUAACACAAAACGCCGCCUUUGCACUUGGCAUUUGAUUCAAAAUGCAUUAAGGCAUGCAAAUUCUAUCUUCAAGGAUAAGGAGGUGAAUGAUAAGGGGAUAAAGAGUGUUUUAUCCAAGUUUAUGGACGACAUUGAGGAUAAGGAUGAUUUUACGUUAAAAUGGGAGGAAAUGCUUGACAAGUAUGAAGUGCGAGAUAAUCAUUGGUUGAAGUUAACAUUUGGGGUUAAGGAAAAAUGGGGUUGGCCAUAUGGUAGAAAUGUAUGGGGUGCAGGCAUGAGUAGCACCCAACUUAGUGAAUCCUUUAAUGCAUUCUUGAAGGAUUUCAUUCAGUCUGAUCAUAACUUAAUGCAAUUUUUCAUGCAUGUUGAUCGAGUUCUUUGUGAGAAGAGGUACAAAGAGUUUCAAGUCGAAUACGCUCUAUGCCAAAAGUUGCCAAGGAUGAAUAUUAAAGUGAAGAUCAUGGAGCAAGCUGCAGAUGUUUACAUAAAUAAAAUUUAUGAAAAAUUUCAGGAUGAGUAUGUCAAGUCCCUUGAAGUAAACAUUGAAGAAACUAAACAUGAUAGUGAGAGUACCGUUUAUACGGUACUUGAUAGUGAUGGUGUAAAGGUGAGGAAUGUGAGAGUGGAGUGUGAUGGUUCACUCACUUACAAUUGUAGGAAGUUUGAAAUGAAAGGCAUUUUGUGUAGUCAUUGUUUGAAGAUCCUUACAGACACCCUCAAAUUCAAAGAGAUUCAUUCCCAAUAUAUUCUCAAGAGAUGGACUAAAAAAGCAAGAGUUGAAAAUGUGAAAGAUAGGUGUGGGCAUGAUAUUAAGGUUGAUCCAAGUUUUCUUCGUCACAAUAUGCCUUUUUCAAUGCCAUCGAUGUAUUCCGUCCAUGGAAGCUAUCAAGCAUUGCUUAACAAUGCAAGCGGUUAUGACUCGCAAGCCUCGAAUAGUCCUGCAUGUAGUCAAGUACUACAUGGGCAUGGGCGUAGUCAUGGGCGUGGGCAUGGGCAUGGGCAUGUGGAUCACACGUCAAUAUCUUAG
This is a messenger RNA of Camellia sinensis, 1386 nucleotides long. NCBI's taxonomy places the organism in Eukaryota, Viridiplantae, Streptophyta, Magnoliopsida, Ericales, Theaceae. The record is from RefSeq and is a predicted model, not a curated record.